Messenger RNA from Vespa velutina, 3895 nucleotides. Its product is annotated as cell wall protein IFF6-like. The record is from RefSeq and is a predicted model, not a curated record. Gene Ontology annotation, cellular component: nucleus. The transcript has 2 exons. NCBI's taxonomy places the organism in Eukaryota, Metazoa, Arthropoda, Insecta, Hymenoptera, Vespidae. Gene Ontology annotation, biological process: regulation of transcription by RNA polymerase II; cell differentiation. Gene Ontology annotation, molecular function: DNA-binding transcription factor activity, RNA polymerase II-specific; RNA polymerase II cis-regulatory region sequence-specific DNA binding. Bases 648 to 2741 code for a protein of 697 amino acids.
UCUACCGGCACGCCCAUUGGCCGAGGAAAGAGCUUUCCGGGUGCGCGAGCCGGCCUACGCUCCGCCCACUCGAGGCGGAACAACCACCCCGCUUUCUCGCUUCUCGCUUCACGUCGCGUCGUUCCUACGACGACGACGCUUUCCUCGGGAGUACUAAUAAUACGCCGAUAUAUACCACCUAUUCUGCCACCAUGGUUCUACGUGGGAGUUCUCGGCGCAGCUUUCACGGUCCGCGCAUCGCCUCCUCGCCGAAGGAAAGACGUUGCUGAUCGGCCACGCCGAGUAGCACGAAACGACUCCACUCUGCUCGUUCUGCUCGUUCUCCUUUGCAGUCACCUACAUACCAACACCUCUACACACACACACACACACAUAUAUAUAUAUAUAUAUACAUACAUAUGUGUAUAUGUAUAUAUGUAUAUACACGUAUAUAUUUAUAUAUAUAUAUAUAUAUGUAUAUACACACGCACGCAGAAACGCGCGCACACGCGUAAAUACACGUCUUCCCGGUGUGUUUGGUUCUCUUUCCAGUUUUUGUGAUGGAUUCGCGUCGAUAGUGUCGUCGAGUGAAGCUACGUCCAAGAGUCGUCUUCCUCGAGAGAAUGACGGAGAUCGGUUAAGAAUCGUUCGUAUCACGGCAAAGGGUGAUGUGGAGGAUGCAGGAGGGUAGAAUCGUGUCGCCUCUGGGACCGGUUGUCCUGCCUAGGGAGGAGGCGGACACGCGCGUUCCACUUUCGAUGCCUUCGCAGGAAAGGAGGCACGUGUUGCUGCACGUACGCACUGCCGAUCCUUUCCUCCGUUACGAAAACGUCAGGGGGCAACAACAAACGAGCACGGCCGGUCAACAGCAAGUACCUUCGUCCUCGCCUCCGCCGCAUCAACAGCCACCGAGCUCACUUUCGAGUCCGAGCGUAACGACGAUCUCGCCGAUCUUGAGAGCAGUCGCGAGGACUACCGAGGAAUUGGACGGGUCCAGGAAUAUAGAUAGAAAGAACGACGUCGACAUGGAAAUGGAGGAGGAGGAGGAGGAGGAGGAAGAAGACCGGAAGGAACGGGAAGCCGACGAAGAGGACGACGACGAGGACAUGGAAGACGAUAGGAAAACGAUAGAGAGGAGAAACAGGAGUAUGGGAGAGGAAGAGGAAGAGGAGGAGGAGGAACAAGAGGAGGACGACGAGGACGAUAGCAGGGAAAACAGAGACGAGGAGGACGUGGAAGUUGACGUUUGCCGAGAGGAAGGUCCGGAAAGCAAUCCCAGCAGUCCGGUCGACUUAACGGCACCCUCGUCGAGGGGUACCGAUCAACAACUCUUUCUAAAUCCUUUCGGAACCCGCAUGACGCACAGUUUUUCUUGCGUUCAAGGAACUGGACCAGGUGGCGGACACCACGGUGGAGUUCAAAUGGCACCGCACAAUACGCCGUCGGUCUACAUCUCCGGUCACGUCGCCACUGGUUCCGCGGUAAUGACGAUUUGUUCCGGCGGAAACGCGAGCUCGCGAACCGCGACUGGAAAUAUAACGAGCACAACGGCGACCAACACCGUACCACCCACCACCAAGAGGUGCUUAGCAUUCUCGGUUGAAAACAUACUCGAUCCAAACAAAUUCACCGGCGGACGCGUUAUCCACAAUCGGGUGCAACACCGGCGCCAUCGUCGAUCUGGCAGCGUAAACGAAGACGGAGACUCCCGAGGCGAGUUUGCUUGUGGCAGUGGUCAAGAGGAUGAAGAGGGUACCGUGGAAACUGCGAUGGAGGAAACGGAAGAGGACGUGGAGGAGGACGACGAGGAGGAGGAUAUCGAGAUGAGAGUGGUCGAUCGUGAUUCCUCUAAUGUAACUCGUGACGUUACGAAUCAAACCUCGAUUGGUCCUAACAACAACAACAACAACAACAAUAACAACAAUAACAACAACAACAAUAACAACGGUACGUCGAAUGGUUGCAAAAAGAGACAAUCCUCUUCCUCGUCCUCCUCAUCGUCCAGCAGCGUCCAAGUACAGAACUGUCAGAGUCAAAACGGUCAAGGACAAAACUCUCAAAACGGUUCGAGUAAUGGUGGGGGUAGUGGGGGUGGUAGUGGUAGUGGUGGUGGUGGCAGUGGUGGUGGUGGUGGUGGUGGUGGUGGUGGUGGUGGUGGUGGUGGUGGUGGUAGUACAGGUGGCAAACCAAGAAGAGCUAGGACUGCCUUUACGUACGAACAACUGGUAGCUCUGGAGAACAAAUUCAAAACUACGAGAUAUCUCUCGGUAUGCGAACGCCUCAAUUUAGCUCUGUCUUUAUCCCUGACCGAGACUCAGGUGAAGAUUUGGUUCCAAAAUCGACGGACCAAAUGGAAGAAACAAAAUCCUGGAUUGGACGUGAACAGUCCAACGGUACCAACGACACCUCCUCAUCCGUCACCGUACGCACCAGCCUUCCUAUUUGCCGCUCAUCCUCAUCAACAUCCCUUACCGCACUCUCAUGCUCAUCCGCACCCACACUCGCACGCUCACGUUCAUCAUCCGUCGGCCGUGGCACCGCCACCACCUGGCUAUUAUCAUCAUCCAGCGGCACCACCAACGGCCUAUGCUCCUCCAGGAGCCACCUUCUUCGGACAUCACCUGCCUACGACGCCAACUGCCACGGCUUCUGCCUCGGCAUCGGCGGCAACUUCCACUCCUUCCUCUACCUCGGUCCUUGCCCUAUCCUCGCACACGCAUACACACGCGCAUCCUCAUCCCCAUGCGCAUCCGCACGCGUAGCGAACUCGAAAAUCCUGUUCCUCGAUCGAAUCUUAGGCUUCUUCUCGCUGCGAAGCCAAUUUUCUCACCUUUGUAAUAUAUUCCAUUUGUUUCAUUGAAAGAAGGAGGCGAGAGAGAGAGAGAGAGAGAGAGAGAGAGAGAGAGGACUGGAAAGUGAAAGUUUCGUGACGAAACAUGUCGUGAUUUUUUUUCGUCUCUUUUCUCUCUCCCCUCCCCCCCCCCCUCUCUCUCUCUCCUUUUCACCAUCGAAGGAGGGAAGUAGAUUCUAUCCCAAAGUUCGUAGCUUUAAGGUAUGCGUGUGAGCGAAUAGAGGUACGAGUGCAUUUGAAUAUACGAAAGUGAAAAAGAGAGAGAGAGAGAGAGAGAGAGAGAGAGAGACUAUAUUGCGAGAGAGUAUGCAAGUGCAAAUACGCGAGAAAUCAAAAUGAAUUUAGCGAAAAACACACGGACACGCAGAGAGACACGAAAACAGAGACAUACACGUACGUACAUAAAUACAUACACGAAGUUGCUCGACCACACGGAAUACAAGACAAAUUUAUUGUGCUGAAAUUGUGCAAAAACGAACGGCGUGAGGCGCAACGAGCGUUCCUCUGUAAAAUAAAUGCCUACCAUACGUUACGCUCGUAAACCUUUGCCAACGAGUCCAUGGCACGUGGACACGAGGAAGACCGAUUUCGAUGCUUCGUUCGACCGCCUCGAAAGUGAGAAAGAUAGAGAGGUAGAGAGAGAGAGAGAGAGAGAGAGAGAGAGAGAGAGAGAGAGAGAGAGAGAGAGAAAGCAGAGGUAGAGAUAGAGAAUGUUAGACCGACUAUGAAUAAAUAGGAGUGGAACGCCUUGUAAAUUUGUGUCGUUACGUGUUAAAUCACCGUGACGACGAAGCAUCAGCCGAGAGCCGGUCGACGAACGCUGAAAAUCGAUCUAAAAUCGUAUAAAACCCUCUUAGAUCAUCCUCUUACGUUUCUGCCCGGAGACCAUUUACCAACUCAAACGGAUAACUUUUGGAGCUUUCGCAACACCGACGAUGCAGAUUGGUUGGUAUAUAGGUAAUUGAUAAAAAAGGUCGAACUCGAAGAUCCUUUGGAUUUCUAAAUGACCGAAGAAGACUUGGCAUUUACAAUUUAUUCUCCAAGGUAAGUAUACGAGUUCGAGUA